GGAGAGCCAGGAAGAGAGGAGACACGGGACAGAGCUCCCCAAUAAGGGACUGAGUCAUAAUUUAGUUAUAACCCUAGUCAUAAUUUAUAUAAGCCUCCUCACAGCCUGAGGGAACACGGAGGAGUUUUUAUCGCACAUUUUAUUUCUGAAACGAAACUAAAAAUAAAGGGGGAGGGCAACUUCCGGUUGGCGCCAGAAGAAGCCGUGCUCAGUGCUGUGCUGCUCCAGGGAUACUUCCGGUUGGCGCCAUAAGAAGCUGCGUUCAGUACUGUGCUUGUUGCUAUAGUUAUUGUUGCUGUGCUAGGUGUUAUUGUUGUAUUCUCAUCAUGGUGAAAACUCCGCUCAAGGUGUGUGCUUUCUGUGGGCAGACAGGUGGAGGAGAGUUGGGAGGUCUGCAGAACACCACUGACAAGUCUAUCCUCGCUCACUAUAACUGUCUGAUUUUCUCACCACUUGUGUUUACAACGGACGACGAGGAUGAUCCGCAAUUUGUUAUUGCGUCUGUGCGAGCAGAGAUUAAAAGAGGAAAAUCACUGAAAUGUUCAUACUGUAAACAACACGGAGCUACUAUUGGUUGUGAAGUAAAAAGAUGUCAGAAAACUUACCAUUAUGAAUGUGUGGAAAAAGACCAAGGCACUAGAGAUGACGAAAACUAUCAUGUCUAUUGUGCUAAACAUAUUCAAGAAGCAAAAACGGACAGCGAUGCUCCAGAAGAAGAAACUGAAAGUUCCAAAACGGCAGAUGAACCACCCACGGAAAAGGAAAAUGCGAGAUGUUCGUACUGUAAAAGAAAGGGACCUACUAUUGGUUGUGUCAUAGAAACUUGCCGUAAAACGUACCAUAUAGCGUGUGUGGAAAAAGACGAAGGUGUUUUAGACACCGUUGGAGAUGACCAACAUGUUGCCUAUUGUUUUAAACAUGCAGAAAAGGACCCUGCUUCUCCAGAAGGAAGUGAAAGAUCCGAAACACCAGAUAGUCCAUCCACAUCGUAUACAACUUCGGAGAGGAAGACUCGUAAAUCUACACCAGGCAAAUUUUCCUCUCCACGGGCAGAAAAAAAGAAUGCUGAACAAGAUGAGGAAUGGCCCGGAUCAGAAGGUCAAUCCACAUCAUCUGGAACUAGACAAUUGGGGAAGAGGACACGUUCAGCUACUCCACGUAGCGUUUCCUCUCCACGAGCAAAAAAAAGGAACGCUAUACAAGACACGGAUAGUUCCGGAUCAUCAGAACACCCAUCCACAUCUGGAGCUAGGUCAUCGCGGACAAGGAAUCGUAACUCUGACCUAGGUGACUAUUCCCCUAAAAAGACAAGCGAUGCAGAAGAAGUUGACACGUCUAGAUCAUCAAGCAGUUCAUCUGCGUCAGAUGAAACACCAGCAAGGCAGAAGAUGAAGCGAAAAUCUAGCCCAAGGCAGAUUUUCAAACAAACCACGAAGCGUACAAGGGCAAAAAAGAAUGUUAAGGAUCAACAGACAAAGUCGGCAUCACCAGUGAAGUCAAAAGCUCGGCGUGGCAGACCACCUUCUAAAAAGAAAGGACAGGGAGCAGCAAGUCCACAGAAGAAAAGCAAAACCGUUGCUUCUGAAGACGAACAGAAAAGUGAUGGAGAUGCAGAGGGAGAAGAGAUGAAUGCACAGGAUAGUGGGGAAGAGAUGGAAGGGGUGGAUGUACGGGCUAGAACUGCAGAGGUGGAGUCCCCCAAGCGAAGAUCCACGCGACUCAGCCAAACGAUAAAGGACACUUGUAUUCCAAGUACUUCCCAGGCACGCUUUGAUAUAAAUGAGUCCUAUUUUACCAAAUUAUAUGAGAGCCAAUGUAAAAUAGCUAAUUCAAUUGAAAGUGGAGUCAGUGAAUUUCGUAAUUUUGCACAGCAGUUUCAAACAUCGUUCAAGCAGUUCUUGGACAUCUGUCAGUCAUUGAAGCAUGGUAUUGGUAGCAAUAUUACAAAUGCACAUGGACAGAUUACAUCAGCAGAAGUUCACCACAGACCAGAUGUUUCACCAGAUCAAUUACCACUAUCACACAAUAAUUCACAUAGCCCAUCCAGUAUUAUUGACAGUGCCGACGAUGCUGACACUAAUAUCAACAUGCUUUCACCAGAACACACUCCCACAAAAGAGCCAUCCAUAGAUGCUAAUGACAGUGCCAACGAUAAUAUCGACGCACUUUCAGAAAACACUCCAACCAGUGAUGGAAAAGAGCCAUCCAGAGAUGCUAAUGACAGUGAAAACGAUGUCGACACUAAUAUCGUAACGCUGCCAUCAGAAAGCACUCCCCCCAAUGAUGCAAAAGGGCCAUCACAAAAAACUAAUGGCAGUGCCAGCGAUGCUGACAUUAUCGAUACGCCCUCACCAGAAAACACUCCCAGAAAAACGCGCUCUUCAUUGGCUGGCAAAACUAAACGCCGCUAGAUACCUUUUUGGUCUUAAUUUCAUGGUCCAUUUUUGAAUGGUUGUAAUUGAUUUUACCAUUUGUUGUAUACCUUGAAGAAAUUUACAUUUCCAAAUUAGGCUGAUUAAAGUUUUUCAUUUUUGUAA
Molecule: messenger RNA, 2537 nt
Organism: Rana temporaria (common frog)
Lineage: Eukaryota; Metazoa; Chordata; Amphibia; Anura; Ranidae
Product: neurofilament heavy polypeptide-like
Exons: 21
Coding region: 327-2411 (694 amino acids)
Cellular component (GO): nucleus
Source: RefSeq, a predicted model, not a curated record